AUGACGAGCCGCCUACCCACCUCGCUGCACCGCACGCUGUCGAGGUACAAGCCGGGCGAUCUGCGCAUCUCGCCGUCACGGCUGCUCGACACCCUGCACCACAGCUGCCAGUGGGGCGCAGCGCAUCGCUACGGCCCACAGCCGACCCAGACGGGCAUGGCGCGCCUCUCGCUCGACGCCAACGACGCAAAGGUGCGUGCCUGGAUGGCUCGAGAAGCCGAGGCGGUCGGCUGCCGCACCGUGGUCGACGGCGUCGGCAACCAGUUCUUCAUCCGACCGGGAGACCGAGCUGAUGCUGCACCCACAGCCAUGGGCAGCCACAUGGACACGCAGCCGACGGGAGGGCGGUACGACGGUAUCCUCGGCGUCGUGGCCGGCCUCGAGGUGAUGCGGACGCUGCACCACCGCGGCCUGCGGACGCGCUACCCGCUCGCCCUCGUCAACUGGACAAACGAGGAAGGCGCCCGCUUCCCACGCUCCCUCGCCGGCUCGGCGGUGUGGGCGGAGACGCUGCCCCUCGAUCAGGCCUGGUCGUUGAAGGACGUCAACGACCCGAGCAUUACGCUGAGGGACGCGCUCGUCGAAGCCCGGAUGCUGGGAACGCACUGCGACCACCGCAGCCUGCCUCUGGCGGCCCACUUCGAGCUGCACAUCGAGCAAGGUCCCAUCCUCGAGCAGCGCGACAAGCGCAUCGGCGUGGUGCUGGGCGGGCAGGCUUACAAGUGGUUCGACGUCGAGAUCAGCGGCAUGGAAUGCCACACCGGCUCGACGCCCUACGAGUACCGCGCCGACGCGCUGCUCUGCGCAUCCAGGAUCAUCGUCGAGGCGACCUUGAUGGCAAAGGAGGUCGGCGCGCUCGCCAGCACCGGCAUCAUCGAAGCGAGACCGGGCAGCGUCAAUACCUGCCCCGGCACGGUGCGCAUGACGAUCGACGUGCGCCACGCCCGAUCCGACGUCGUGGCCGACCUCUGCCAGCGCAUCCGAGCGCGUUCCGCCGUGCUGGGACGAGGAACGGGCGACAGGCACUGCACGGUGCGCUGGGACCAGACCUUUGAAAGCGACGCGGCCACGUUCGACCCUGCCUGUAUCGAGGCCAUCAGAGACGUAGCUGUGGCCACCGUGGGAUCGGACCGCGUCCUGGACAUGUACAGCGGCGCCGGACACGACUCGUUUUCGACGAGCCUGCGCUGCCCGACGGGCAUGAUCUUUGUGCCGUCCCGCGACGGAAUCUCCCACAACCCCUCCGAGUUUACUGAGCCCGAGCACUGUGCGCAAGGAGCUCAGGUGCUCCUCGAUGCUGUUCUCCUGUACGAUUCGAAGCGCGUUGCUUGA
Messenger RNA from Pseudozyma flocculosa PF-1, 1332 nucleotides. RefSeq lists its product as uncharacterized. The transcript is spliced from 4 exons. NCBI's taxonomy places the organism in Eukaryota, Fungi, Basidiomycota, Ustilaginomycetes, Ustilaginales, Ustilaginaceae. Bases 1 to 1332 code for a protein of 443 amino acids. The record is from RefSeq and is a predicted model, not a curated record. Gene Ontology annotation, molecular function: hydrolase activity, acting on carbon-nitrogen (but not peptide) bonds, in linear amidines.